This is a messenger RNA of Lathyrus oleraceus (garden pea), 402 nucleotides long. RefSeq lists its product as uncharacterized. The coding region runs from base 1 to 402 and encodes 133 amino acids. The transcript has a single exon. Lineage: Eukaryota; Viridiplantae; Streptophyta; Magnoliopsida; Fabales; Fabaceae. The record is from RefSeq and is a predicted model, not a curated record.
AUGAAGGAAUUUGAUAUGUCAGACUUGGGUAAGAUGAGGUAUUUUCUUGGUAUUGAGGUAGUUCAGUGUGAUGGUUGUAUAUUCAUCAUUCAAAUGAAGUAUGUGAUAGAAGUGUUGAGAAGAUUUGGAAUGGAGCAUAGCAAUUUUGUUGAAAAUCCAAUGGUUUUUGGAUUUAAAAUAUCCAAAGCUGAAAAUGGUGUUGAGAUGGAUGGUUCAUUUUUCAAGCAACUGAUUGGAAGCUUGAUGUACUUGGCUUCUACGAUGCCGGAUAUAAUGUAUGCAAUUAGCUUAUUGAGAAGGUAUAUGUCAAGACCUACUAAAGUUCAUUAUUCGGCGGAGAAGAGAAUUUUGCAUUACUUGCAAGGUACGACAAAGUUUGAUAUUCUUUACAAAGAGGAAUGA